Messenger RNA from Nymphaea colorata (pocket water lily), 1127 nucleotides. RefSeq lists its product as uncharacterized. Gene Ontology annotation, molecular function: RNA binding. Gene Ontology annotation, cellular component: nucleolus. Bases 65 to 739 code for a protein of 224 amino acids. The record is from RefSeq and is a predicted model, not a curated record. The transcript has 2 exons. Lineage: Eukaryota; Viridiplantae; Streptophyta; Magnoliopsida; Nymphaeales; Nymphaeaceae.
UUAGGGUUUUCUGGGGAGAGAAAGAAAGGCAGGGAGGGAGGGAGAGAGAGAGAGUGAGAACGAGAUGGAGCAGAGGGAAUCGUCGGAGUCGAUGGCAGUCGACGCCGGAGUCGCCAAUCGGGGAAAGGAGACGGCCCUCUUCUCCAUCAAACCGAAGUUCGAGCCCCUCAAAGCGCAAGAGAUGUCCGGUGGGCAGGUCCAGUUCCGGAAGGUGUCUGUUCCCCCGCACCGCUACACCCCUCUGAAGAAGGCGUGGAUGGACAUAUAUACGCCCAUAUAUGAGCAGAUGAAGAUCGACAUCCGCAUGAACCUCAAGACAAGGAAAGUGGAACUGAAGACACGGGCAGACACACCGGACAUCAGUAACCUGCAAAAAUGUGCUGAUUUCGUGCACGCUUUCAUGCUAGGUUUUGACAUUCCAGAUGCCAUUGCCCUCCUUCGGCUCGAUGAUCUGUAUGUAGAUUCCUUUGAGAUAAAGGAUGUUAAGACUCUGAGAGGAGAGCACCUUUCUCGGGCAAUUGGUCGUUUAGCUGGCAAAGGUGGCAAGACGAAGUUUGCUAUUGAGAAUUCGACGAGAACUCGAAUAGUGAUAGCAGACACGAAGAUACACAUUCUUGGGUCCUUCUUAAACAUUAAAGUCGCCAGAGAUUCUUUGUGUAGUCUCAUUUUAGGAUCCCCAGCAGGUAAGGUCUAUUCCAAGUUGAGAGCAGUCUCUGCUAGAAUGGCUGAGAAAUUUUGAAUGCUGGAUCAGUUUCUGCAUGUUGGCAGUGAAAUUUUGAUGCGAUCAUCUUAUUUAACCAGUUUGAGUUCUUAGAGUGAGCAUUGCGCGAUUGGUUGAUUCUGUCGGAUAGAAGGUGUUGUCAUUGGUGGUGGCACCGGAUUUGCUAUGGAAUAACCUAGAGGUUUCUGCCACUACCAUUAUUAUUUGUUCCUUUAUGGGCUUCAUGUAGUUGCUGGUCAAAUUCCUGUUGCUUUGAGUACAAAGAGUAUAAAUGAGUUUGUCUUGCUGACCAUCUACUUACUGAGCCAGAUUUCCUCUGUCUCGAAUCAUGUAUACUAAUAUGGUUUUUGACUUAAUUCUCUCAACUGAUGUAUGGGUAUAUUUAACCAAGUGUCUUAUUUGAAAA